Acanthosepion pharaonis is the source of this 849-nucleotide messenger RNA. The record is from the annotation of a GenBank genome assembly. Lineage: Eukaryota; Metazoa; Mollusca; Cephalopoda; Sepiida; Sepiidae.
AUGGCAACUUGUCGUGGACAUUGGCAUGGUGAUGACACGGAUACAGUGGACAUACCUAUCUAUCUGAGUUUUCAUAUCUAUCUAUCUAUCUAUCUGAGUUUUCAUAUCUAUCUAUCUGAGUUUUCAUAUCUAUCUAUCUAUCUAUCUGAGUUUUCAUAUCUAUCUAUCUAUCUAUCUAUCUCAGUUUUCAUAUCUAUCUAUCUAUCUAUCUAUCUCAGUUUUCCUAUCUAUCUAUCUAUCUCAGUUUUCAUAUCUAUCUUUCUAUCUAUUUUUCAUCUCUAUGUUUUCAUAUCUAUCUAUCUCAGUUUUCAUAUAUCUAUCUAUGUUUUCAUAUCUAUCUCAGUUUUCAUAUCUAUCUAUGUUUUCAUAUCUAUCUAUGUUUUCAUAUCUAUCUAUCUAUCUAUGUUUUCAUAUCUAUCUAUCUUUUCAUAUCUAACUAUCUAUCUUUUCAUAUCUAUCUAUCUAUGUUUUCAUAUCUAUCUAUGUUUUCAUAUCUAUCUAUCUUUUCAUAUCUAUCUAUCUUUUCAUAUCUAUCUAUCUAUCUUUUCAUAUCUAUCUAUCUAUGUUUUCAUUUCUAUCUAUCUAUGUUAUCUUUCUAUCUAUCUAUUUAUCUUUUCAUAUCUAUCUAUUUAUCUUUUCAUAUCUAUCUAUCUAUGUUUUCAUAUCUAUCUAUCUAUUUAUCUUUUCAUAUCUAUCUAUUUAUCUUUUCAUAUCUAUCUAUCUAUCUAUCUAUCUCAGUUUUCAUAUCUAUCUAUCUCAGUUUUCAUAUCUAUCUAUCUAUCUAUCUCAGUCAUUUCAUAUCUAUCAUUUUCAGUCAUUUCAUAUCUAUCUAUCUUAUUAUACAUAUAG